AUGCAGCACUCAGCUGAGGCCGCUAGAGUAAUCCCUACCUGGAAAAUGCAGGUUGCGCAGCCUGCUUCUUCAGAAAACGCAAAACCCAGCAAUAGCCGUGAUCCUAGAGCCCGACGACGUAAAUCACUGCCUUGUGAGACGUGCUAUAAGAAAAAGAUCAAAUGUGAAUUCAACGAAUCAAAGCAUACUUGUACUCCAUGCAUGCGCCGUAGCCUGAAAUGCAAGCCUAUCUCGGGCAAGGGGACGAGAGAUGGCCCAAGGAGGUCACGCUACGUGAGGAAUCUGGAAGAGCGCCUGAAAAAAACCGAGUCUCUACUGCGAGCUGCCGGUAUCUUGGUUGAAACAGCAAAUCUUGACGAAAUGAGCGACGUCGCAGAAGAUCUCGACGAAGAUGACAUUGCCAUGGAGGACGAAAGCGAUACAUCUACGGGCUCUCGAGAUUCCAGCGGAAGUAUCUCUCAUGAAUCAGACGUCACUACUGAAAGUGCCACCGCUAAACGAGCCUCGCCGACCAGUGUCACAAACAGGUCCUUCCAUCAUAAUCCUCCGAUUUCUUCGAACGUUCGGAAACGCUCGAAUACCGGGAAAGGCGGCCCGCCAGUAUACAAACCAGACAAAGGAUGCUCGCUAUAUCUCGGGCGGUCCACACCCCUCUCGAUAUUGACCCGCGAAGGUGUUGAAUGGGUCAAGAGCAGGUCCGGUGAAGCGAAUUCUCUCAGUUCUUUGCUAUCGGGCACGAAAUUCGAUAGUCCAUGGGCAUAUUGGCGACCUGAUGUCUUCUACGACGUAUUUUCCUCCAAGGUGUAUAAGCCGCUGCCACCCAGAGCUGAAGUUUUCUCCUUACUAAAGGACUACUUCCGGACUGUCAAUCUCAUGUUUCCUCUAUACCAUGAAGAGACGUUCAUGCAGCUAGUCGAAUGGCAGUACACUCAGCAGACUUGCGACGAUGCAGCGCGGUGGGCCAGCAUCAACAUUAUUCUCGCUCUGGCACACGAAUACCGAUUCUCUAAUAGUCAAAAGUCAGAAAAGGAUAGGGAGAAGGCGUGGCUCUAUUAUAAAAAUGCUCUAUCAGUGUUUCCCGAGCUAGUAAUGCGACGAACUGAUCUUCUGAGCGUACAAGCCCUCCUGGGCAUGGCACUUUUCCUCCGAGGAAACUCUGGUACGCAAUCGACUGUCCCUGUCGUCACGGCCGCAAUACGAUCGUCGCACCGAAUGGGGCUUCAUCGUGAGAUUCCCAGGCCGUAUCUCGGCAAGAUCGAACAAGAGCAGAGAAGAAAUGUGUUCUGGAUUGCCUACGUCAUUGAUCAAAGCAUAUCUAUCCGACUAGGAAACGCACCCACGCAACAUUUCGAUGACUUCGACGUCGAGAUUCCCUCCGACGAGAAUGCCGCUGGGCUCGUGAUGGCCGAUAACAAACUCUUUUUCCCACGGCUUUGCCGCAUUGCAGUGCUCAGGAGCCGAAUCUACCGGCUAUUCUACUCCGCGAGGGCAUUGGAAAACAAAUCAACGGCCGACAUCUGUGAAAUGAUCCACCAACUGCAUGCGGAACUCGAUAACUGGAAAAGCGAGUGCCAUUUUGAUAACCUUCUGAAACGGAGAGGGUCAGGCGAAGAUUUUCUCGCUGGAUUCGCCUCUGCUGGUUUAUUCCUCGUAUACUACAACUCGUUGAUUAUGAUUCACCGUCUACCGAUGUUGAUCAACUUCAUCUACCAGUCGCGCGCUGACAGUGUACCGGAGUUCGACCUGAAACUGAUAUUGAGCCAGUCCUCUUCUUCGGCAGCCAUUUGUGUUCAGGCUGCUCGGGAUACUCUGAAGCUAGUCAAUAACCUACCGUGGGGCGAUAUUGCAUGGAUAUGGUCGCUCUUAUACUACGUAUUCCUAGCGGUGAUGACAAUCUUCGCCAACAUCCUCCGCAACAGCCAGCAGCCAACCGCCAAGGACGACCUGCAAUCUCUAAACAUGGCCGCAACCUUUUUCGCAACGCUUGUCCCGGCCGACGGACCUUGCAACUACGCAAGGUUCAUGACUCGUAUGAGCACGACCUUCGAGCGUAUCGCGCGAACCGUCCUAGAGCGAGAUCAGAAGCCACACCCAGACUCGAAACGCAAGGUUUCAUCCAAGCCUCGGCCUUCAAGUACGUCAGGUCCAGAUACAAAUGGAAAGUCACGACCCGAAUCCACAGCCACGAACAACAACCAGACUUCCUCUACAUCCACAAACAUCGACAUUCCCAAUAACCUCGAGGGCCUACCACCCAUAAACUCAAGCGGCUACGUUGUCCGCGAAAGCCCACCACCCAGCACGAGAUCCGACGACAACUCGGAUACAUCCCAAUCACCCUCCACACAUCUUUCCAAUAAUUUCCUUCCAGACCUUCGCCAACAACAACAACAACAACAACACCCUUCAAACCUGACAACAAACGUGAACCAAUACCACACCCAGCAACAACACCCAUACGCAACCGAAAACAUCCCCAUGCCAUUCCCCCUCCCGGCCCUCGACGAAUCAUCCUUUACCUUCACACAGCCGGAACUGUGGCAGAUUCCUCUCACUGCGGAUUGGGAGUUCGGGUUCGGGGGGCAGUUUCUAGGUGGCAUGUUCGGGCAACCUGGCACCGACAGUAACAAUGGAAACAUGGAUAGCAGCGCUAUUCACGCACAGAGUUAUAUGUUCCAGGGUGCCACGGGGCCUCAGUCGAUCGGAACAGCAGCUGUUCCGGAGACUACUGCAGUACCUGUGCCAGUGCCUGUUUCUUCGGUGCCCAUGAUGAGCAGUACAUAUCCCACCAUCCCUGGUUAUCCGAAUGGGAGUCAAUGUAACGGUAUUGGUGCUGGUGUCGCUCCAGAGGCAACGCCGGGUUUAAAUCCGGCGGCGAUGUGGAUGGGUGGGAGCAACUGCUAUGGGAAUCCUUACUAG
Aspergillus calidoustus is the source of this 2919-nucleotide messenger RNA. Lineage: Eukaryota; Fungi; Ascomycota; Eurotiomycetes; Eurotiales; Aspergillaceae. The record is from the annotation of a GenBank genome assembly.